Anarrhichthys ocellatus (wolf-eel) is the source of this 6300-nucleotide messenger RNA. RefSeq names its product centrosomal protein 131 (gene cep131). Gene Ontology annotation, cellular component: centriolar satellite. The coding region runs from base 293 to 4054 and encodes 1253 amino acids. The transcript has 30 exons. The record is from RefSeq and is a predicted model, not a curated record. Gene Ontology annotation, biological process: regulation of centrosome duplication; cilium assembly; intraciliary transport involved in cilium assembly. NCBI's taxonomy places the organism in Eukaryota, Metazoa, Chordata, Actinopteri, Perciformes, Anarhichadidae.
UCGAGCCACGCCCCUUGGAAUCCACACGUCAGACGGACAGCUCGGCUUAGCCAAUCAGAUCCACGUACAAAGAGACAAUGUUCUAUCUCCGCCAAUCACAGACGUCGAGAGGCUGCCGUUAUGUGCCUCGUUACCACAGAGAUGAUGUUACGCGUUAUUUGGCUCCCACUGAGUCAACGGAGUACUUUCUCUGGGUAUCAGGAGGAUUGUGUCGGGACCUAAAGCCGUGAAACCGAACACAGAGCGUAUCAGCAAUGGUGCCAUCCAGCUUGUGAAGAAGUUUUUUUAAAGGAUGCAUGCAACACGUAGCCCUUCAUCCAUCCCGACAGCGGCCUCAGGAGAUGCCUUGGACCUCAGCUUGGCAGGCUCCCAGCUGUCCAUGUCCAGAAGGCCCAGCAGUGCAUCACCUGGGAAGUACUUCUCUCGGUCCGUGUCGGUUUCUGUGGCUGGUGACAGCAGAGGAAAACGCAACACCCUGAGUGAUGCCAGCUUUGGGAGCUCCCGCUCCAUCAAGAACCUCCGGCGGUGCAACAGCACCACGCAGGUUAAUCAGCAGGCCAACAUCAGUUUAAGUCAGGACCAGAGUCAGGACUACCUGGCCCUGUUCGACAGCAGCUCAGAUGGACGCCAGAAACUGGCCAGCCUCAGCAAAGCCUCACCAGACAGAACCACGUGGAACAUCCUGGACGAUCAGCCCAGAACCUUCCCGCUGCACUCGAGCUCCCGCAGCACUGGCAGCGUGGACUCUCCCACCGGCCCGAAGAAAAGAGAGCCUGGCAUCGCUCUGGCUGCUACCUUCACUGCCAACAACAGGAGCAACAAGGGAGCUGUGGGGAACUCGGUCACCACCAUCUUACACAACAACUACUCUGAGAAACCACUGACGCCCAAGAGCUCCAACCAGAGGCCGUCCUUUAACAACAUCCUGAAGGCCACAGCAAACGAUGAGGUGUCACAAGACAACAGCUCCCUGACAAAGUCCCAGAAGAAUUUCUCCUCAACGUCCUCCACCUCCAACAACAGGUCUCCGGUGUCGGCUCAGCGCGGCAGCCCCGUCCCGUCCCGACGGAGGGAGGUCACCGAGGAGGAGGCCGAGAGGUUUAUUCAGCAGGUGAACCAGGCAGCGGUCACCAUCCAGCGCUGGUACAGACGCCACGCCAAGAGACGGCACACUAACCAGGCGGCGCUCAAACGCAUCCUCGCCAGUAAAAGAAAGGAGUGGGAGGAGAGAACAGAAGAGGACAGUCGCCCGGAGCAGCAGCAGAAGAGAGACGAAGACAGGAAACGGAUUCGUGAGGAGAAAGCUCGCCAAGCCCGCCUGGCUGCCAUCCAGGAGCUACAGCAGAAACAAGCUCAGCGGGUUGCAGAGGCUCAGCAUGCAGCGGAGGUGGAGCUGGAGAGUCUGAGGCCGACUGGCGCAUUCGGACGCAAGAAGCCGCCCAAGAUUUCUCUCACCAACAGAAGUCCAGCCUCACCGGGCAACAACAGCCCGAUGUCACCCACUGAGGGGAAAGCUAAGAACACCGAGUCCAAUUGGAAUGUUACAGCUGACUUAAUUGAGCUGAGCUUCAGGGCCAUUUCCCCAGCUUUGUCCAAUCACAGAGGCUCUCAGUGCUCUCAGGAGGACAGAGCCGAGGCAGAGGUUUGUCUGGUGCAGCAGCAGAACGACAGGAAGUCUCUUCGUAAAGAGAAAGCCCGUCUGGUCCUCCUCGCUACCACGCAGGUGAACACACCUGAGGAGCUGCAGCAGAAAAGAGUGCAGCGCUCUGCAGAGCCUCAGCAUGAGGUGGAGCUGGAGAGUCUGAGACAAACGGGUGUGGUCGGACGCAGGAAGAUUUCUCUCACCAACAAAGGUCCGGCCUCAGCGGGCAACAACAGCCCGACGUCAUCCACAGAUGUGAAGGCUAAAAACACAGACUCCAAUCUGAACGUUGUGGCUGAGUUCGGUGAGCUCUCCAGCUUCAGAGCAGUUUCCCCAGCUUUGUCUAAUUGCAGAGCCUCCCAGUGUUCCCAGGAGAUCCUGCAGAGGUCGGUGAGUGUGGAGGACCAGCGGCAGGGAGCUUUGUCCAGCAGAGCUCCGUCUAAAACCACCCUGAACGAUCUGCUGGACACCCUGAAGCUGUUGGAGGAGGAGCCAGAGAGGCUGUCACAGCCCAAGUGCUACAGCAAAGAGAAAUACGCCUGGAUAGAUGAGGACGGAGACUCCAACUCUCUGACCACCGACAACCUGGAGCGUCACGGCCAGCUGAGUCACCAUCCCGCGCUGCCAGACGGGGGCGCCCUGCUCUCCGAGGCCAAGCUGCAGAGCAUCAUGAGCUUCCUGGACGAGAUGGAGAAGUCUGAACAGGAGAGACCACGCUCGGUGACUUCGGGGUCGCACAGAGAGGCCGUGCUGUCGGAGGAGGAGCUGGUUGGUGUUGAGCAGGCGUCCGCCACCGCCGCCGAAGUCUCCGGCUCCAUGAUGAGAAUCAAGCUGGAGCUGGAGGAGAAGAAUCGCGCAGUCAACAUGCUGCAGACCGCACUGGGCCAGCAGAGGGAGCUCACCGUGAGACACGUGAAGGAGACCGAGAAGGAGCUGAGCAGGAGCUUCCAGCUCCAGAGGGAACAAUAUGAAGCCACCAUCCAGAGACACCUCACAUUCAUCGAUCAGCUGAUCAACGAUAAAAAGCUGUUGACUGAGCGCUGUGAAGGAGUGUUGGGAGAGCUGAAGCAGGUGGACCAAAAGUACACCAAGAAGAUUGCACAGAUGCAGGAGCAGCAUGAGAUGGUGUGGCAAAUUCUGGGUCCCUUGUGCGAGGAAAUCAAGAAGUUAAAAGAGCUAAUGAGCGCCACGGAGAAGAUCCGCCGGGAGAAAUGGAUCGACGAGAAAACCAAGAAGAUCAAAGAGAUCACUGUGAAAGGUCUGGAGCCAGAGAUCCAGAAGCUGAUCUCGAAGCACAAACAGGAGCUGAAGAAGCUGCGGACGCUCCACGAGGCGGAGCUGCUGCAGGGGGACGACCGGGUGGCCCAGCGCUACGUCCGCCAGUGUGAGGAGCUCCGCCAACAGCUGGAGAGGGAGAAGGAGGAGCAGUGUCAGAGAGAGAGGGAGCUAGCCAAACAGAGAUAUGAGAAGCAGCUUCAGGAGGAGGAGCUAUCGCUGCAGCAGCAGAGGAGGCGGCUCUACAAGGAGGUGGCUGAUGAGAAAGAGAGGCUGGCUCAGCUGGCUGCAAGGCAGCGCAGCGAGCUGGAGGAUCUGCGGAGGCAGCUGGAAGAGAACAGCUCUCUGGCUGGGAGGGCCCUCCGAGAAGAGCUAGACAAGACCAGAGAGGAGCAGGAGAGGAGGCACCAGGUGGAGAUGAAGGCCUUACAAGAACGUUUGGACAUCGAAAAGCAGAUGUGGGAGCAAAACUACAAGAAAAAAGAGGAAGCGUGGCUGCUGAGCCGCGAGCGCGAGCUCAAAGAAGAACUGCGACGAGGACGCGACAAAGAGAUCGAGCUCGCCAUCUGGACGCUGGAGGAGGAGACCAGCAAGGACAAGGAGGAGUGUGAGAGGGCAGCUGACAACAGGGUGAAGCGGGUGAGGGAUAAGUACGAGGCGGAGCUGAGGGAGCUGGAGCGCUCUGAGAGGGCGGCUGUGGAGAAACAACAGGAGCUGAGGAGGCAGCAGAUGGAGGCGGAGGGAGAGCGGAUCAGACUGCAGGCCGUGCUCCGACAGAAAGAACAGGAGACCGAGGACGUCACUCAGACCAGGGACAAGCUGGUGGACGAGCGCCGCAGCCUGGCCGAGGUGAUACGGCAGGAGUUCGCCGACCGGCUGGUGAUGACGGAGGAGGAGAACCGCAGGAUGAAGGUGGAGGUGUCAGAGGUCCGAGCGAGGCUCCGGCUGGAGGUGGAGAGAGUCACCAGGGAGAAGGAGGAGGAACUGGCUGAAGUCCACCAACGAGUGAAGUCGGCCAUCUUGAAGAAAGAGGAAACUGUUAGUCAUCUCCGGAAGCAGCACGAGGCUGCCCUGAAGAGGGCGGACAACCUGGAGGCCCUGUGGGAGCAGCAGAGGAAGCAGCUGCUGGAGAAGUGACCGACAGGAGGCCCCCCCCCCCCGUUUCCUAUCAUUGUGUCGCUGUGAAGCCCCCACUGGAUUUCUGUUUUUUCUUUGGAUGCAAGACUGAACCUGUGGAACUUCAGAAGGGUGAACAAGUGACUGAACCUUCUCCUACCCUCCCCCCCCCAGGCAUGAAGCAGCGUGUUGUUGGAACUUCCCUAAUUUCCAUGCCACAGACCAGGUGGCACAAAUUCUUCUUCUUUCCUUUCCCGAGGAGGACUGCUGACUGUUACUGUACCCCCCCCCCCCCCCCCCCCCUUCCUCUGGUGCAGGAAUGCCUAAAUGUUCCCCACAGAGCUGCCACGGAGAACAGUUCCAGAUGUUUCUGAAACAAGCACGAAGAAACCUGCGCUGGUUUGAAGUGGGAGAGGUGUGGUGGGAGUGCGGGGGGGGGGGUGCUCUUUCUGGAGGACCACUUUCAACCAGGAACUGGGAUCAGUCAGAGCUGUAGAAUUAUCUUCUGUUGGGACCAAGUGGAGCUCCUGGUGCCCCCUUUUAUCUGCUGAGUCGUGUGUUUUUGUCCCAGUGCCCCAUGAAGGCGAGUGAGUGCUGUUUACAGGAUAACCUCUCCCUCACAGAGCCCCGGGUCUCUGAGCAGCGUGUUCUGUGGACCUGACGUUAGAAGUGAAGUACUGACACGUGGUUACAGACUGAAGUUACAGUGCAUGUAGGAUGCUGAUAGAAAGAGCGAUUGAUGAGUGGACAACUUUAUAAAGAAAGGAAAAGGACGAGUGGAGAAGAAGGUUUGAGUUGAAAGACGGAGGAUUGUAGGCUUUGGAAGUUUCUGAAUGUGAGGAAGAAAGAAGAGGAGAGAGGAUUGGAGGGGUGGGGGGAGGAAGGAGGAAGGAAUGUGCAUAGAAAAUGUUUAUAAGAUUAGGAAAGCAGAGCUGGGACAGAUCCGGGUGGUAGGAGGGUCUGAGGGGGCACAAAGCAUGUGACCAGAGGUAUGUUUCACCGCCCUGACUCAGAGGCUGCACUGUGACAAAACACACACACACACACACACACACACACACUACCUGUGUUGGGAUGUUUAGUGAUGCUCUCAGGAGCCACCAGCUCUCCUCACUUCAUUGUGACCCUGACGUUGGUUGAAGAUGAGUCGAAGCCCCUCUCACUGACACUGAAAGCCUCUGUGGAUAAGAUUUCAGUGAGAACGGUCCAUAGCAUGAGUUAGUGUGUGUGUGUGUGUGUGUGUGUGUGGGGGGGGCUAAACCUGAAGAUGAAGUUAUUUCGUGUGCAACAUGAUGUGAAAUGAUGUGAUUGUAAAGAUCCCAAACUCGCCCUCACAUACCAACAUAUUUAUUGAGUUCCUCUGUUCUUUAUUUAUUUCCCAGCUCAGCGCUCUUACACAACCCUUUGUGGUGGUGUUGGUCCACACGAUGGUCCUUUGAAGUAUUCUUCUCUCAAAGCUCGUCAGCACAUCAAGUGUUUUUACUGUAACUUAUCAGAGCGGCUAACCGCCACGCUAACACGUUAAAACUAUGCCGUUUGUAGAUGGUUUAAAUACAGUACGUCAGGUUUUUCUGACACGGAAGUCGUCCGAGCCCCAAUGUGAAGGGUUCAUAUGAAGUGUAACGUGGUGGAAGGGUAGGAGCAGUGCAGCUUUAUGGGUAAUGCGGUUUCUGACCCGAAGCACUAAAUCAGAGUGAUUGUCGCCACAAAGCACUUCCAAGUUUACGGAGCAGAACUGAAACAGAAGCCCCGACUGGAGGUCGGGCAGCGAGGCAGGAGGUGGUUGAUGUGCGUCACGCUGUGAGCCACGAGGACUCUGGUGUGGAGGCCCGGAAGCAGCACGGUCUGCUCUGCCGGUGUUGGCUCAGCAGACGGUGGCGAUGUGAGUUGGAGACGGGAGCUGGCAUUCCUCGCACAUGCCCGCCCUACAAGUGCCAAUGCGCCUUGCCUUUUGUGUGCAUGUGUGUGUGUGCCAGCGUUCCUCCCAUUGUGACCUGAGACGACCCUCGUGGUGUCAGAUACACACAAGCACAAGUUUAUUUUGUAUUUUUUUUAUUCAUUUGUACCUUUGUAUACAAACCAUUCCAGCUGUCAACAGUUCUAAUUUUGUUCUGAUCCAUCUCUCCACGUGUAACCUCUGUGCCCGAACACGUAGCUCUUCAUCUUGUUUUAGUUUAGUUGUGAUCAUUAGUCGUGGUGAUGAUGGUUGAAUUAAACUGUGAAGAUGGUGACUGAAUAAAAACAAAGAAGCAAAGGCUUGUUGCAGA